Messenger RNA from Vigna radiata var. radiata (mung bean), 591 nucleotides. RefSeq lists its product as uncharacterized. The transcript has 5 exons. The record is from RefSeq and is a predicted model, not a curated record. Lineage: Eukaryota; Viridiplantae; Streptophyta; Magnoliopsida; Fabales; Fabaceae. Bases 1 to 591 code for a protein of 196 amino acids.
AUGAUAGACCAGUUUGAUUCUAUUACUCACCCCUUCAUUGUGGACGUUGUUGAUGUUGUGGCUAAUGGUCACUGUGGAUAUAGAUGCAUUGCUGCGUUGUUGGGACUCGGAGAAGAUUCAUGGCCCGUUAUUAGAAAUGAUUUGUACAAAGAACUCGGUAAUUGGCGUGAUGAAUACGGAAGACUAGUAGGAGGCACUGAUGUAGUAGACAAACUAAAACAAUCUUUGUUGGUGGAGCCACAGUCGACGGGUAACAUGAACAAGUGGAUGACAUUACCAGACAUUGGUUAUGCAAUUGCUAACCGCUAUAAUGUCAUUUUAGUUAAGCUACAGGAAGGUUGUCCUUUGCCCAUGGUGACUAUCAUCUCCUCAACCCACUGUUAUCCUCAGGCACGAGCGUGGUCAUCUAUGUAUACUAGUAGGAUGCAAAAGUUUUCAAAGAAGUAUGGUGUUAUACAAUUUGAUCCCUUAGUCCUAGUUGGGCUUGAACAAUGUGCAGAAAAUGUUUCGUUGCUUUUUGGAAAUUUGUUGAAUUGUUCCGAAGACAACAAACCGUCGUUGGAGAUACAACACUUGGAAACUCCAAGCUAA